AAGCGAAAACGAGAACCUAGGUUCUACGCAGUCAGGAUCGGCAAAACACCAGGAGUGUAUCACACGUGGGAAGAUUGUCUCGAACAAAUCAAAGGGUUUCCCAAGGCCACCUUCAAAUCAUUCCUUACCUUGACGGAAGCUCAAAACUUUGUGGUGCACGGUACAAGCAGUAGCGCGGAUGGAAAGAUCGUGAAGUGGUACGGUGUACAAGCCGGGAGGGUGCCAGGUGUGUACACCAGCUGGGAGGAUGUUCAAGAUCAGAUCACUGGAUGGAAGGGCCCGCGCCACAAAGCGUUCAAGAGCAAGUUUGAGGCAGAACAGUAUGUUGCAGAGGUACACAGCGUUGCGGGAUCGUCUGCCGGCGCUGCAGAGGAGAGCGGCGAAAUAAAUGAGCCGGCGUCCAAGAAGGCGAGGCUCAACAAGUCGAAGAAGACCACAGCCGUAAAGGAAGAGGACGGCCUGGCCGCUCAGUCCGAACAGGGCGAGUACGAACCUGGCGAGGCCCCUCUAGGUGAAGAUGUUAAAGAUGGAUUUGAUCCGAACAUAAUGCUCGAUCCAAAGGCCGGCACUCUACGAUACCGCACGCGUGAAGAGCGCCAGAAGACGGUUUAUGAAGCGACUCGUGCUGCGCCGAACGCACCCUUGCGCAUUUAUACAGAUGGCAGCGCACUCGGAAAUGGGAAGCUCAGUGCUCUCGGGGGCGUCGGCGUCUAUUUCGGCCCGGGUGACCAGCGCAACAUCAGCGAACCACUCACCGGCACACGACAAACGAACAACCGCGCCGAGCUGACAGCCGUCCAGCGUGCCCUCGAGGUUGCGCCGCGCGAUCGGCGCAUUGUCAUAGUGUCAGAUAGCAAAUAUGCCAUUGAUUGCGUCACAGACUGGUUCCGUGGCUGGCAGCGCAACAACUGGAUGAAUUCAUCACGGAAACCCGUCGAGAACAAAGAUCUUGUGGUGAAGAUCAUAGAUUUGCUAGAGGAGCGGCAACGACUCGACCAACGAGCCUUUUGGAACCGCGGACCAGGCGGCGUGCUGUUUGAAUGGGUGAAAGGACACCACAAGGACGCAAGCAAUGAGGCUGCCGACCAGCUUGCGGUCGCUGGAGCACGG
This is a messenger RNA of Dissoconium aciculare CBS 342.82, 1110 nucleotides long. RefSeq names its product RNase H domain-containing protein. Lineage: Eukaryota; Fungi; Ascomycota; Dothideomycetes; Mycosphaerellales; Dissoconiaceae. The transcript has 2 exons. Gene Ontology annotation, biological process: DNA replication, removal of RNA primer. The record is from RefSeq and is a predicted model, not a curated record. The annotation marks the transcript as partial. Gene Ontology annotation, molecular function: RNA-DNA hybrid ribonuclease activity; nucleic acid binding; magnesium ion binding.